This is a messenger RNA of Eutrema salsugineum, 2311 nucleotides long. RefSeq names its product probable inactive receptor kinase At5g58300. Gene Ontology annotation, biological process: protein phosphorylation. Gene Ontology annotation, molecular function: protein kinase activity; ATP binding; protein binding. The transcript is spliced from 3 exons. The record is from RefSeq and is a predicted model, not a curated record. The coding region runs from base 173 to 2125 and encodes 650 amino acids. NCBI's taxonomy places the organism in Eukaryota, Viridiplantae, Streptophyta, Magnoliopsida, Brassicales, Brassicaceae.
CUGUCUCUCUCACUAGUCCCUACACACAUUGCCUUUUCUUUCUUCUUCUCUUUCACCAUUUCAAAACAGGCAUCAUUGUCUUUCUUUCCUUCAGGUUACUUGAGUUCUUUAAUGCCCACAACUUUCUUACUUCGUUAGCUUGCCCCUCUACUCUCAGGAGGGACAGGAAUUCAUGCUGAAGAUGCAGCUCCAUUUCCAGUUUGGUUCAAUUUUUACUUUGAAAUCCUCAAAGUGCUUCUUGUCUGCUUGUCUUGUCUCUUUCUUAUUUGUCACAAGUAUUGCGGACCUGAACUCGGAUAGGCAAGCUCUUCUUGCCUUUGCUGCUUCUGCUCCUCAUCUUAGAAGGCUCAACUGGAAUUCCACUAACCAUAUUUGCAAAUCAUGGGUUGGUGUCACCUGCACUUCCGAUGGUACUCGUGUUCUCGCUCUCCGCCUUCCUGGAAUUGGGCUCGUGGGACCAAUCCCUCCAAACACACUUGGUAAACUAGAAUCACUCAGGAUUCUCAGUUUGAGAUCAAACCUCCUCAGUGGUAACCUUCCUCCUGAUUUACCAUCUCUACCUUCACUACGUUACCUUUUUCUCCAACAUAACAACUUCUCCGGUGAGGUUCCUUCCUUCUUGUCCUCACAGCUCAAUGUCCUAGAUCUCUCUUUUAACUCUUUCACUGGGAAGAUACCAAAAACUUUACAAAAUCAGAAGCAACUGACAGGGUUGAGCCUCCAAAAUAACAAACUUUCUGGACCAAUACCUAAUCUUGAUACUGCAAGCCUGAGACGUUUAAACUUGAGCAACAAUGAUCUUAACGGUUCAAUACCCUCUGCACUUGGUGGGUUUCCCAGUUCAUCUUUUUCCGGAAACACAUUGUUAUGUGGACUUCCUCUGCAACCAUGUACCGCUCCCUCUCGUCCUUCUCCUCUUACCCCACCCAUCAUCUCACCUCCAUUGCCGCCGUUUCCUCACAAAGAAAGUUCAAAAAGGAAAUUACAUGUAGGCACGAUCAUUCUUAUUGCAGCUGGCGGGGCUGCCCUGCUGCUAUUAACCACUGCGAUUAUAUUAUGUUGCUGUAUCAAGAAAAAGGACAAGAGGGAAGAUAGCAUUGUAAAAGCAAAGACUUUGACUGAGAAAGCAAAGCAAGAAUUUGGAAGUGGGGUGCAAGAACAUGAGAAGAAUAAGCUGGUGUUCUUUGAAGGAUGCUCCUAUAACUUUGAUCUAGAGGAUUUAUUGAGGGCAUCAGCGGAAGUACUAGGAAAGGGUAGUUAUGGGACAGCAUACAAGGCUGUAUUAGAAGAAUCCACUACUGUUGUGGUAAAAAGGUUAAAGGAAGUGGCAGCUGGGAAGAAGGAGUUUGAACAGCAGAUGGAGAUCAUCGGUCAGGUAGGACAACAUCCUAGCGUGGUUCCUCUCCGUGCAUAUUAUUACUCCAAGGAUGAGAAGCUCUUGGUUUAUGACUACUACCCUGCUGGUAACUUAUCAUCACUCCUCCACGGUAACCGUGAAAGUGAGAGAAUGCCUCUUGACUGGGACUCCAGAGUGAAAAUCACGCUCGCAGCAGCAAAAGGUAUAGCUCACCUCCACGCAGUUGGAGGUCCAAAGUUCAGCCAUGGAAACAUAAAGUCCUCAAAUGUGAUUAUGAAGCAGGAGAGUAGUGAUGUGUGCAUUUCUGACUUUGGUCUGGCUCCUCUGAUGGCUGUGCCCGUUGCCCCAAUGAGGGGUGCAGGCUACCGCGCACCAGAAGUAAUAGAAACAAGGAAACACACACAUAAAUCUGAUAUUUACAGUUUCGGUGUACUUAUACUCGAGAUGUUGACUGGCAAGUCUCCAGUGCAGUCACCAAGUCGGGAAGACAUGGUUGAUCUCCCCAGGUGGGUGCAGUCAGUGGUGAGAGAGGAAUGGACAAGUGAGGUGUUUGAUGUUGAGCUAAUGAGGUUCCAGAACAUUGAAGAAGAAAUGGUACAGAUGCUGCAGGUUGCUAUGGCGUGUGUGGCUCAAAUGCCCGAGGUACGACCAACCAUGGAUGAGGUGGUUAGGAUGAUUGAAGAGAUACGAGCUUCGGACUCUGAGACACGGCCAUCUUCGGAUGACAAUAGCAAACCCAAGGACUUCAACGUUCAAACCACCCCUUGAUUUAUCUUUCCCUUUUUUUAUAUCUAUGCUUUUGAGUUUGUAAGUCUUUUGUGUUGAUUGUUUGGUGAUCACUUGCCUGACUAGCAAGACGCAGUUGGAGGCGUGUGUAACAUUUACAUAGCAAUUAUUGUACACUCUUUUCUAUGUGUCUCUCGAUAUAUAUGAAUAUGAUCCAAUUUUAUGCAA